GUUUAAUGUUGCUGUGUGUUUACUACAGUAUUAGUGUAAAGGGAGAUUUGCCUUUUUCAUGCUGUGAACUCUGAGUAACAAAACAGAGCAUUUUAGUUUUUAUUUUAAAAGAAGGAAGCUAUUCAGGAAUCCAACAUGCCCAAGAGAAAGCAGGGAGCUGACGGAGAAGUAAAAGAGGAGCCUCAGAGGAGAUCUGCAAGGUUAUCGGCGAAACCAGCACCUCCAAAGCCGGAACCAAAACCCAAAAAGGCAUCAAAGAAAGAGAAAGCAGUAAACGACAAGAAGGAGGAUAAAAAAACUAAGGGGAAGAAAGAAAAGGCAGAGGAGGAGACCAAUGAAGAGAACCACUCUGAAAACGGAGAGCCUAAGACUAAUGAGGUUGCUGAGGCUCCAGCAGAAGCAGAGAAGGAGGAAGCAAAGCCUGAGUAGCAACACUCCCAGUCACACCCCCCACCCGAUCCCUGAUUGGCCCCCAAGUCUCACAUGGUACCCCUGAACCUCCAUGACAUUGUUAACAGAGGAAUAUUUUUAUCAACAAUUUUAUAAAUAUCAGUACAGGUUUUUAGCACAAAACAAAGCUAAAUAUGGAGGACCUUGCGAGUUCUGCAGUGGUCAUAUCAAGCAUCAGUAAGCAAGACAAACUAUACAAAAAGAUUUUUUUUAAAUGAUGUUAUGUGAUUGUUGGUAGUUUGUUCAGUGUAGGAAAAGAAAACCAGCUGGUAGUAUAUUUGUGAGUGUCACAUCUUACGUUUCCUUUCCCAAACCAUUUCACUUCAGUAGGCUAUCAUUUUUUUACCUUCUGUAUGUGCAGUGAUUUUUUUUUUUGUUUUUAAAUUUGGGGGGUUUUAUCUUAAUUUUUGAUUUUUAAAACAAAUUGUCUAUAAGAAAGAGGAAUCGCCUAAAAAACUGAAAACAUUCCAAGCAGAGUGAUGACAAGGACUGACUUUUUGUUUGUUUAAAUAACCAUGUCAAAAAUUAUUUUGGUAAAACAAAAUUAUGGAAAAAGCUUGUAAGAGGUCAAACUCAUGCGAGACCAUUAAAAAUUAUGUUCUAAGGUUUUUUUUUUUUAAAAAAAACAUAUUCAAACAUCAUGGAAACAUGGAAAUAUGCAGUUAUC
Megalops cyprinoides (Indo-Pacific tarpon) is the source of this 1117-nucleotide messenger RNA. It is a transcript of the gene hmgn7, whose product is annotated as high mobility group nucleosomal binding domain 7. Lineage: Eukaryota; Metazoa; Chordata; Actinopteri; Elopiformes; Megalopidae. The record is from RefSeq and is a predicted model, not a curated record. The transcript is spliced from 6 exons. Gene Ontology annotation, molecular function: nucleosomal DNA binding. Gene Ontology annotation, biological process: chromatin organization. Gene Ontology annotation, cellular component: chromatin; nucleus. Bases 136 to 429 code for a protein of 97 amino acids.